CGGGCCCCCGCGCUCACUUCCUCGGGGAGGGGUUGGGGCCGCGCUCCCACUCGCCCACACAGUCCGUCUGCAGCCGGCAGCCUAGCCUGCAGCUUGCGCGGCCCCCGCUCUGCCCGGCCCGCAGGUAGGAGCCGCCGAGGGACCUGGAGCCCGCUGUCCGGCCCACCCGCGCCGCGCGCCCCGCUCCUGCCUCCCGCUUCGAGGGCUCCCUCACAUCACCAUCAUGAGCGAGGCAUUUGACUGCGCAAAAUGCAGUGAGGCCCUGUUUGGCCGCAAGUACAUCCAGACAGACAGCGGCCCCUACUGUGUGCCCUGCUAUGACAACACCUUCGCCAACACCUGUGCUGAGUGCAAGCAGCUUAUUGGUCAUGACUCAAGGGAGCUGUUCUAUGAAGACCGCCACUUCCACGAGGGCUGCUUCCGCUGCUGUCGCUGCCAGCGCUCCUUAGCUGAUGAACCCUUCACUUGCCAGGACAGUGAGCUGCUCUGCAACGACUGCUACUGCAGUGCCUUCUCCUCACAGUGCUCUGCCUGCGGAGAGACCGUCAUGCCUGGGUCUCGGAAGCUGGAAUAUGGAGGCCAGACAUGGCAUGAGUACUGCUUCCUGUGCAGCGGCUGUGAACAGCCACUGGGCUCCUGUUCUUUUGUGCCCGACAAGGGUGCUUACUACUGCGUGCCCUGCUAUGAGGACAAGUUUGCUCCUCGCUGCGCCCGCUGCAGCAAGACGCUGACACAGGGUGGAGUGACAUACCGUGAUCAGCCCUGGCAUCGAGAAUGUCUGGUCUGCACUGGGUGCCAGAAGCCCCUGGCAGGGCAGCAGUUCACCUCCCGGGAUGAAGAUCCUUACUGUGUGUCCUGUUUUGGAGAACUCUUUGCACCUAAGUGCAGCAGCUGCAAGAGCCCCAUCGACUCGGUGGAGGCAAGUACGUGUCCUUUGAAGACCGACACUGGCACCACGGCUGCUUCUCCUGUGCCCGCUGCUCCACAUCCCUGGUGGGCCAAGGCUUUGUGCCAGAUGGAGACCAAGUGCUGUGCCAGGGCUGCAGCCAGGCAGGACCCUGAGCCAGGGCUCCUGGGCCCAGGCUUUCCCACACCAGGGCGCCAGGACCACGGCUCCUUUUCUAAACCAUUGGUGGGACCCAGCCCCUCCCCACAAUGGGUCUCCCCCUGGGCUCCAGGAUUCGGUCUCCCCACUCUAACAUCCCCAAACUGGUACUCCCUGACUCAGGCCCCCAAACCUGGGCUCUUGGAGAGCCUCCAUGACUCAAGCCCCCUCCCUAAACGUGGAUUCCAGAACUCAGCCCUCACCCCAGAUCAGGGCUCCAGACCCCAGCCCUCCAAACCUGGACUCUGGGACCUAGAUCCCCUUAAAUCUAGACUCCUUUUAAUAGAUUUUAGGUGUCCUGAGGGUGCCUGAGAAGUCCUCAUGAAUGGACUAUGCUCAGGCUCAGGUAGGACCCAUCCCUACCCCCAGGGCUGGGGCUCUUUGAGCAGCAGGUCAGGGACUUGAUAGGGGGUCUUGGGGUACAGGUUGUUGCCCAGCCCCUGUCCAUUGAGUGUCUUGUUUUAUUUCAGCUCCAUUUUGCCCAGAGAUGGUCAGAGGGGUGGGAUUGGCUUGCCCCUCUUCCAGAUUCUUCAAUAAAGCAGAGUGAGGAAGCA
Molecule: messenger RNA, 1659 nt
Organism: Microcebus murinus (gray mouse lemur)
Lineage: Eukaryota; Metazoa; Chordata; Mammalia; Primates; Cheirogaleidae
Source: RefSeq, a predicted model, not a curated record